AGAAACAUACCAACUGUCCAAUGCUCAACUGUCUUGUGCUUGUUACACUGAAAGAGCCGGGGUGAAAGAUUGGAAUAACAUCAACAGAAUGAUCUCAUAAUCAAUAACGACACGAAACAAGCCACCAUCACUCCUUUAUCGCCACAGGCUUCCUCGUUCCCACCCCGUCCCCCCCCCAUCUGCCAUCACCGACGCCAUGAGCGGCGAAGACCCCUACAAGAAAUAUGCUCAUCUCCCUAUUCCUUCGUAUGAAGAGGCCACAUCUUCGCGACCAUCCUCUGCGAAUACUGUCAACGAGACGGCCGACGACACAGAACGCCAGGGAUUAUUAGGAGGUCAAUCACAGCAAGCCGCCCGCAAUGGCGCAUACCGAGCACCCACUGCCGAGUCACCACGACCUAGCGAAGACAGCGAUCUAUACCUACCCGAGGUGAAUGGCGACGAUGAUGACGAAGAAGCGGCAGUACGGCGAGACAUGGAAGAGAUGGACAUACUGGAGCCUGAAUCGGCGACAAGUCGGCGGCGAGGUCAACUGUUUGGCAAGUUGUCGCAUACAUGGAGCAAUCUACCUUCGUUCCGUCGCUUCUCCAUGCCGUCCUUUUCGUCUUUGCGCCAGCGUCUGCCCACGAUACCGGAGGAGUUUCGUCUCAGCUUGCCUGUCAUAGCCCGUCUGUUUGGUCUCUUCACCAUCGCUGCAUUGAUAUACAUACUCUUUGCGCUGGACAUUAUACCCAAUGCUGGACACAUGGCUCAACACUAUGAUCCGGAGAGCGUGCGCGCUAGAGUCCAAGAGCAGGCUUCAUUAUCACCGAGUCGCAUUUCCGAGUACCUCGAGUACAUCACCUCUUACGAUCACGUCGCAGGCACAGAGGGCGACUUCUUCUUGGCAGAAUGGGUUCAAGAUAACUGGCGCGCACACAAUCUGGACGAUGUCAGGAUGCACGAAUACUUUGUCUAUAUGAAUUACCCGGAAUCAGACGGUCGCAAUGUUGAGAUUGUAUCACCACCAGACAGAAGAUGGACUGCUUUGCUCGAGGAAGAGUCGGUGUUUAAGGAUUCAGGAAGAGAGAAACAACAAACGCUGAACUGGCAUGGAUACUCGAAGCAGGGAAAUGUCACUGGUCACUUGGUAUAUGCCAAUGGUGGCUCGCGUGAGGACUUCCAGCACCUGAAGGACAUGGGUGUUGAUUUAAAUGGAGCUAUUGUUCUGGUCCGAUACUACCAUACGGAAGCCGACCGCGGACUCAAAGUCAAGGCUGCCGAGAUGGUAGGAGCUGCAGGCUGUCUUAUCUACUCGGAUCCCAAAGAGGACGGCUUCCUCAAAGGUCCCGUCAUGCCGGAUGGACCAUGGAGACCGCGUGACUCGGUACAAAGAGGCUCUGUUGCCUUAUCUAGCUUGGUGGUGGGAGACCCCUUGACUCCUGGAUAUCCUUCUCACAAGGAUGCCAAGCAGAGCCAGGAUAUUGAUGGAAACAUUACUGGUCUACCACAAAUUCCCAGUCUACCACUGGCAUGGAGAGAUGCUCAACAUUUGCUGAUGGCUCUCAAAGGACAUGGCAAACAAGUUCCAAAAGAAUGGGAAGGUGGUGUGCCGGAUGUAGAAUGGUGGACCGGCGACAAACAAUCGCCCGAAGUCAAUCUCGUCAACAAAAACUUCGUCACAGCCAAACAACAAAUCUGGAAUGUGCAUGGUUUAGUUCAGGGCAUGGAAACACCUGGCAAGAAACUGAUUGUUGGUUCUCAUCGCGACAGUUGGUGCUUUGGCAGUGUUGAUGCAGGAAGUUCUCAAGCCGUUCUCAUGGAAGUUGUCAAUAUCUUCGGCGACUUGAUCAAGCUCGGCUGGCGGCCUUUGCGCUCCAUUGAAUUUGUCUCUUGGGAUGCUGAGGAGUAUAAUCUGGUCGGCUCAACCGAGUUUGUUGAGGACAACAUGGACUACCUACGCAAGAAUGGUGUCGGAUACCUCAACGUCGACGUCGGUGUCUCAGGUCCUGACUUCCGCGUCGCUGGAUCUCCAGUGUACAAGAAAGCGCUCAUGCACGUCCUCGACCGUGUUUCCGACCCCUACAAGAACGUCACUCUUCGCCAACUCUGGGAUGAAAAGAACCAACAAAUCGAAGGCUUAGGCGCAGGAAGUGAUUACGUCGCUUUCCAAGACAUGGCUGGAACCUCAUCACUCGACUUCGGUUUCGAAGGCCCUGAAAACGGCUAUCCUUAUCAUUCUUGCUACGAGACUUUUGAGUGGAUGACUAAAUUUGGAGAUCCCGAAUUCCAAUAUCACAAGACUCUUGCCCAAGUUUGGGCAUUGCUUAUUCUUGAGAUCGCGGAUCGACCUAUUAUUCCCUACGAUCUGAACGACUAUGCCACUUUUCUUUCUCCCACUAUUGAUGAGUUGGAGAAGGAUGCGACCACCACUGCAUCUAAGCUGAAGACCGACAUCAAGAAGACGCCGUUCUCUGUUCAACCUCUGCGCGAUGCGGUAGCGACAUUCACCGAAAAAGCAAAGGAGUUCCACGAGUUUGAUGAGAUGUGGGCGUCCAAAGUACUUGCCGGAUCUGGAGGCUUCGAAACAAACGCCUAUGCCUUGAGGAGGAUAGAACAUAAUUCUCGUGUCAUUGAGUUUGAGACUGAUCUCUUGGAUCUGCCUGCUACUGGAGAACAAGGACCUUAUGGUGUACCUGGAAGAGAACAAUACAAACACGUCAUCUUCGGACCACAGCUUUGGGAUGGCUACGCAGCUGCCUUCUUCCCUGCUGUACGAGAUGCAGUCGCUGAAGGCAGAUGGGAAGACGCACAGAAGCAAUUAGAACGUGCGGCGAGGAUAUUGAAGCAAGCGGCUGUUAAACUGACUGCUUGAAACCAAAACUCGUUCUUGGUACUGUAGUAGAUCAUUCUUUUCUUUGUGUAUAUACCUUCAUUCCUGUUUCGUCUAGAUGUUUUUUGAGGCCAGCGGCAUUGUUAGGGCGUUUAUGUUUGUGGAUGUUUAUCCGAUACAGCAGCUGUCAUCU
Molecule: messenger RNA, 3005 nt
Organism: Aureobasidium pullulans EXF-150
Lineage: Eukaryota; Fungi; Ascomycota; Dothideomycetes; Dothideales; Saccotheciaceae
Product: glutamate carboxypeptidase 2
Exons: 2
Coding region: 197-2854 (885 amino acids)
Molecular function (GO): carboxypeptidase activity
Source: RefSeq, a predicted model, not a curated record